Molecule: messenger RNA, 1982 nt
Organism: Daphnia magna
Lineage: Eukaryota; Metazoa; Arthropoda; Branchiopoda; Diplostraca; Daphniidae
Exons: 10
Coding region: 1216-1770 (184 amino acids)
Source: RefSeq, a predicted model, not a curated record
AUGGCGGAUUUGGUUGCUCGUUAGCUGGAUGAGCAUUUUCAGUUUGAAGAUACAGAAAAAUGUCGCAUUACCUAGUUGAAGUACCGAAAGAACCUCCGUUAAAAGGAUGCUGGAUUUUAAUUGCUGCCAAGAACUGGAUAUAUGAAGAUGUUUUGUAUACACCAGACAAUUCUUAUUCUCAUGCCUAUAAACUUAGCUUGCUCAAAGAUGGAAAGGACCCAGACAUUAUUACUUGGGAACGCAGUCAUUCUUUCAAAGUGAUCCACCAAUUUGACUCAUAUGAAGAGGCCAGAGAAAAUGUGCCACGAGCUGAGAAAGGCUUACCAAUUUUCACCAGGUCAUCUGAUAUUGGAAGAGGUCAUCUUCAAAGGAUAGAAAAAAGUUUGAAGCUGCCUGGGGAACUUUCUACAAGUGAACAAGAGAGUGAACAAGAAGAGGACAGUUUAACUCAAACCAAAAAGUCAACGGUGAAGAAGAAAAGUACACCUGUUAAAAGAAAAUCUUCAUCUGAAACUACCAAGCUUCCUUUGCCACCUCCUACGAUGAGAAGCAAAAGUAAGAAUGUCACGCCAAACAGCAGUAACAAAAUUGCAAAAUCCACUGUGAAAAUACCAUCAGUUGGAACUGCACUUGCCGGGCCAUCCGUACUAUCAGAUAAAAAAAAAGAUAGGUGGAAUGCAGUCAACAAUGUUAGGAGCUGUUCAACCCAAGUGAUGUCUUUCUAGAAAAGUAAUGAGAUCCAAGAAAAGCAGUAUGAUAAUGAUUAGCACAUUGACAGUGACAGUAGCGAAGAAGUCACGCCAAACAGCAGUAACAAAAUUGCAAAAUCCACUGUGAAAAUACCAUCAGUUGGAACUGCACUUGCCGGGCCAUCCGUACUAUCAGAUAAAAAAAAAAAGAUAGGUGGAAUGCAGUCAACAAUGUUAGGAGCUGUUCAACCCAAGUGAUGUCUUUCCAGAAAAGUAAUGAGAUCCACGAAAAGCAGUAUGAUAAUGAUAUGCACAUUAUUGACAGUGACAGUAGCGAAGAAGAUUUUCCAGGGAACACUCAUGGCGAUACAAACGAUAUGCAAAGUAUCCCACCUUACAGGAAUGAUUCGCAAAUGAUGACCAUUUACACUCCCCAGCCAACGCCAUCACCAAGUCCUUUUGUGAGCCGUCGGACAACAGUCAACAAUAUUCGGGAAAUUAUAAAAAGAAUGUUGACAAGGGUGGUAUGGUUGCCAAAGUCGUCCUGACAACUUUGGCCCAAAUGAAUGAGAAGUUAUCUGUUCUCGAAAAAACCAUGGCGAAACCUGUAGCUGAAGUUUCAGAAGACGAAGAUGACGAUCUUGCUUUUCUUCCGGUUAAAAGCAUUGGUGAUUUCGAGAAAUUCGAGAGAAAUCUGAAACAAAACAAGGACGUUUUCAGGAAAUUGGUAUCCAUGAUUACCAGAUUGGGAAAAAGAAAUACCAAAAACUCACAAGGCGAUUAUGUAAGAAGGGCGUGGGGAUGCGUUAUCGCAAACUCUGUAGCUAAAGAGUUAAAUUGGCUGGGUCGACCAGAUAAGCGGGUAAAUAAUGGAUUGGGGAAACGAGGAAUUAAGGAGUCCCUAAUCACCAAGGCCAUCCAAAGAGGAAUAUCAAGCAAUAAAGACUUUGAGAUGGAGAUAUCAGCUUUUGAAUGCGAAACCAAGACAUUUCUGAAGAAUUCGAAAGCAACUUAUGACCGAAAAGCAAAUGCUCCAGGAAAAGAUGGAGAAGACAGCGAAGACACAACUGAAAAUUACUGAUACCAGAAGGAUUGAAAAUUAUUACCAUAAAAAAUGCAGAAGUCAAAGUCAGCAAGUAGAACCUACCAACCUGGAUUUAAUAUCAAGAAAAUGUUAAUUUUAGUUACGUUUUUUAUGAAACAUAUGUACUGUGCCACUGUGGUAUUCUCAGAAAGCGUUGACAUUAAUGUGCGUGUAUUUAAUACAGAUUUGUUUUCUAAUGAAAUUUUAUU